AUGGCGCAGACCAUGCGUCGACGCAGGCACUCUAACGGUGGCGCGCUCUUCCACAUCCCAUACGAGGACGUCUACGCCGGCAUGUCGCCGGCGCUGCGACCGUUGUUCGUCACCUUUCUCAUCCUCAUUCUCAUGCUCCUCUUCUGCUCCAUCUCUAUCACAGCCUCCGACUUCUUUUGUCCCAACCUCGCCACCAUUGCAGAUUACCUUGGCCUUUCCGAGACGACUGCUGGUGUCACCCUCUUGGCAUUUGGAAACGGCAGCCCGGAUGUGUUCUCCACGUUCGUUAGCGUGAGAGAAGGCACGUUUGGCCUCGCCGUCGGCGAGCUCAUCGGAGCGGCGUCAUUCAUUACGUCCAUUGUCGUCGGGUCCAUUGCCAUGGUUCAGCCCUUCCAUGUGCCCCGCUUCGCCUUUGUGCGCGACAUUGCCUUCUUCACCAUUGCCGUGCUCCUCCUCAUGCUGGUCCUUGAGGACGGCAAGUUGACCCUCCGGGAAUCCGGCGCAAUGGUGGCGCUGUACGCCUGCUAUGUGGGUGUUGUCGUCCUUCACAACUGGUAUUCGUCGCGCAAGCGACGUGCCGCUGAAUAUGCCGAGUUAGGAUGGAAAGUCGGAGACGAGGAGGUCGAGGUCGAGACCGAGCCCGCUCCACCUGUGCCCGCUCCAGCAACCGUCGUCGAGUCUUUGGUCCAGCUCCAGCCGUCGACGCCGAUCACCCCAAAAGUACGCUUCCCGCGACGCUUGAGUUCGGCUUCGGUGGUUCGUGCGGCCGAGUCUGAUGAAGAGACAGCCGCCGACACCCAGCGUGCCGGUUUCUCCCUCCUUGGCGCCGUCGAGUUCCGCGAUGUUGUCAACUCGCUGAGACGUGAUCCAAUGACCUCGCCUACCUCGUCGCGCGGUGGCUCGAGGCCAUCCAGCCCGCUUCCAUCCCCGCUCGUUGAACACCACCACCACGACUUUUCUCAUCAGCUCCGUCAUCACCGUCGAUCCUCGUCGCAGGGCAUCCAGGUGAUUGAGGACUCGCUUUCGCGACGGAGCAGCGGACCAGGCCGGCAACGCAGUGGGUCACUCCACCCAGCAUCAGCGACACGACCACCACCCCGGUUACGCACUGUGUCGGACUCUGAGAGGUUGGCAGCAGUGCCUGCCUCCCCCGAGCCUGGCCCUGAAAACAACUCGCUACCAAUGUCACCGCUCCCUCGUCGUGCCGAAUCCCAGCCGGAGGUCGACAAGGCCACGCUCCGUGUGGUGAUUCCGCCUUUGGAGUUGAGUGAUGGCGGUUUAUCAGCUUCGCCGUCUUCUUUUGACGCGUCUCGACCUCCGUCUGGUGUCGCUUCCCCACUUCCGCCGCAUAUCUCGGUGGUUGACCCAGAAGGAGACAUGGGUUCCCCUAUCGUCCCAUUGACGAGGACGAACACAGAGGCGACCAUCGGACAACACGUCAGUGGAAUCGUCCAUCGCGUCCUCCAUGUCUUGUUCCCGUCCCUCCAGGGCUUCAAGCACAAGAGUGUCCUGGGCAUGGCUCUUGCCAUCCUUUCUGCUCCGUCCAUCUUCUUCCUUACACUCACCCUGCCCGUGGUGGACGAUGGACGAGGAGACGAGGGCGGCGUCGCGCUCCCCGGUGGCGAGGAUGACGCGUUUGAUACCGCCAGUGUCGAUUCGCGACGCUCGAGUGUGGACCACUCUGAAAUCGGCGAAGCCCUCCACCACCAUUUGGUAGACGGGCACAACCUGCGCCCCAGGCAUGCCCACUUUGAGUCGUCCACUAUCGUGCGAUCCGGCUCGCCUUGCCCCUCCUCCGAGUAUGAUGUCCAGUCAAACGUGUCCGACUGCGACGUUCUCGACUUCAACCCGGCCCUUGCGGCCGCGCAGUGUGUGUUCGGCCCCGUGUUGUGCUGUUACCUCGUGUUUCAAGAGGACGAUCACCUCCCUUGGAUCCUGCUUGGCGCUACCAUCUUGGGUUCAAUGGCCGCUGUGUGUGUGUGGUUGCUGGCAAGUGACGGCACGGCGCAACCUUGGCGCCUCGUUCGCUGCUGCUGCGGUUUCGUGUGCUCCAUGGUGUGGAUCGCGAGCAUUGCCGACGAGGUCGUCGACGUGUUGCGCACGUUUGGGGAGAUUUUCGGCCUCAGCGACGCGAUUAUUGGUCUGACAAUCUUUGCCGUGGGUAACAGCCUCGCCGACCUGGUCGCCAACAUCACCAUCGCCCAGUUUGCCCCCAACAUGGCGUACGCAGCGUGCUUUGGCGGCCCCAUGCUCAACCUUCUCCUCGGCGUCGGUGGCUCGGGCACGUACUCGAUCAUCACGUCCCCUUCGCAUUCGCCAGUUACCCUCCACUUUUCGCCCACGCUGUGGGUGAGCGGGACCGGUCUCCUCCUCGUCCUCGCCACCACAGCCGUGGCUGUGCCACUCAACCGCUUCCUCAUCGACAGGCGGUGGGCACUCGUCCUUCUCAUCGCCUACGCCAUCCUCAUGACAGUAAACGUCGUCGUCGAGGUGCAGUCCGAGGGCCGCUAG
This is a messenger RNA of Apiotrichum porosum, 2511 nucleotides long. RefSeq lists its product as uncharacterized. The record is from RefSeq and is a predicted model, not a curated record. The coding region runs from base 1 to 2511 and encodes 836 amino acids. Lineage: Eukaryota; Fungi; Basidiomycota; Tremellomycetes; Trichosporonales; Trichosporonaceae. The transcript is spliced from 4 exons. Gene Ontology annotation, molecular function: monoatomic cation transmembrane transporter activity. Gene Ontology annotation, biological process: intracellular calcium ion homeostasis; monoatomic cation transport; transmembrane transport. Gene Ontology annotation, cellular component: membrane.